Ipomoea triloba (trilobed morning glory) is the source of this 2759-nucleotide messenger RNA. RefSeq names its product pentatricopeptide repeat-containing protein At5g39350-like. Bases 469 to 2385 code for a protein of 638 amino acids. The record is from RefSeq and is a predicted model, not a curated record. Gene Ontology annotation, molecular function: protein binding; RNA binding. The transcript is spliced from 2 exons. Gene Ontology annotation, biological process: RNA modification. Lineage: Eukaryota; Viridiplantae; Streptophyta; Magnoliopsida; Solanales; Convolvulaceae.
CUUUUCACGCUCUCGCUCUGCACCCUACGUCUGCCGCUCCGGCGCUCCGCGGCUCGCCAGUUGCCGGCUCCGGUCGUCCUCAACCUCAAUCUCCGCUGCUCGCCGGUCGCCGGCUUCGUCUUCAACUGUCGCUGGCUGCCUGGCUUGCUGCUCGGUUACUCGCCUACUCUUGCUCAGAUAAUCAGAUUGCUCAGGCCUCAGGAAGCGACAUAACCACCGGAAUUGACAGUCAGUUUUUGGUUGGUGAUAGCAUUUCAUUCAAUUGGUUAUGGAGGUCAAAAAUUCUAAUUGUUUUUUUGGUCGGUUAUGUAACCGACUGACGGUUUGCUCACCCAUAGGGAAAGUUGUUUAUGUAAGAUGAGGUAAUUGAGAGGGAGAAGAGGAAAGCCAUUUCAACUUUUCAAGCGAAACUUUAAACUCAACGAGGAGCUCUAUAAUAUUGUCAGGGCAGGAGGGAGCUCAAAUUUGAUGAAAUUAUGGAAUUUUUACAGAGCAUUUUCAUCUCUACCAGCAUACUAUACCGGACCACUCUCAGUUAUCCAUCUCAAUCGCUUACUCCAGCUUUCCAGCAAUUUCAAAACAUUACGCCAUGGAAAACAGACUCAUCAACAGAUAAUUGUACAUGGAGUUGCCGAGAAUCCAUUUAUCAUCACUAAAUUAAUCCAAAUGUAUGCUGAUUGCGGUGAUGUACAUUCUGCGUAUCAUUUGUUUGAUGAAUUGCCGCAGCCGAAUGUGUUUGCCUGGACGGCACUCUUGUCCUUCUUUUCCCGCAAUGGGUUGUUUUAUGAGUGUGUUAGCACUUAUUGCGAGAUGAAAGUCGAGGGCAUUUUGCCUGAUAAGUAUGUGUUUCCGAGAGUUCUGAGAGCAUGCUCAUUGUUUUCUUGCUUGGAAGUUGGCGUUCAGGUUCACAAAGACGUGGUUGUGUGUGGUGUUGAACAAAAUGUGCAUGUUGGGAAUUCUUUGAUUGAUAUGUACUCUAGAUGUGGGGACCUUAGGAGUAGUAGAUUGGUUUUUGAUUUGAUGAUAGAGAGGGAUUUGCUUUCUUGGAAUUCGAUGAUUUCAGGAUAUGUUUGCAACAAUUUUCUUGCUUUGGCAAUGGAAAUGUUGGGUUUGAUGAGAAUGGCGGGUUUUCAGCCUGAUAUAGUGACAUUUAACAUUUUAAUGGAUGCUCAUUGCCGUGUUGGUCAGUGUGAUGAAGCUUUGGAAAUAUGUAAACAGAUUAAGGAUCCUACUAUAGUCUCAUGGACAACUUUGAUGUCAGGCUAUUCUAGAAUAGGGAAGCAUGAUAUCUCACUACAGAUAUUUGGGAAUGUAAUGAAUCGGGGAGAAAUUUAUGCCGACUUAGAUUGUCUUUCCAGUGCCCUUUCUUCCUGCCAACAUAUGAAGGCUUUAAGGAGUGGACAAGAAAUUCAUGCAUAUGGUAUUAAGGUGGAACAAUUGCAUGAAUUUUAUCAAUCAGCUGGACCUGCCCUCUUAUCCAUGUACUCUAAGUGUGGGAAGAUUGAAUAUGCAAGGUGUGUAUUCGACUUGGUGGAUAAAUGUGACGUUGUUGCCUGGAAUGCAAUGAUUCUCGGGUUUGCUGAGCAAGGGGCAGGAAAUUCGGCUAUUGAGUGCUUCAGAAAAAUGCAAAACAUGAGAAUCAAGAAUGAUCAGACAACAAUUACGACUAUUUUGCCUGUGUGUGACCUGAAAUAUGGAAAACAGAUUCAUGCGUAUGUCUGCAAAGCAACCUUUGGUGAUGCCAUUCCUGUUUGGAAUGCGCUGGUUUACAUGUAUGCAAAAUGCGGAUGCAUACAAGCUGCAUAUUCUGUGUUUUCUCGUAUGGGUAACAAAGACUUGGUAUCCUGGAACACAAUGAUUGGAGGUUUUGGAAUGCACGGUUUGGGCAAAGCUUCUUUACAACUCCUGCAAGAGAUGAAUCUUUCUGGCAUUCGCCCCAACUCAUUGACAUUCACUUCUGCACUAUCGGCAUGCAGUCAUUCAGGUCUUGUUGACGAGGGGCUAGAAAUUUUCCAGAGAAUGACACAACACUACUGCUUAAGUCCCAGAACGGAACACUUCACUUGUAUUGUUGAUUUACUAACACGGGCAGGUCGUCUUGAAGAAGCUGUCGACUUUAUCACGAGAAUGCCUGUGGAACCGGGGAAGCACAUUUGGGGUUCUCUACUAGCCGCCGCUUUAGCACACCAAAACUUAGAUAUCGGAGUUCUAGCUUCAGAAAGUUUAGUGAAGUUGGAGCCCGAAAAUCCAGGACACUAUGUGACAUUGUCAAAUAUGUAUACCAGAGCUGGACGAACAGAUGAUGCUGUUGCACUUCGAAAAAAAAUGGAAGGUACAGGGCUGGUUAAGCAGUUUGGUCGGAGCUGGGUUGCAACUGGAAACUGAACAUUUAUCAUUUUCUGGUUCCAUAUUGGCUGCCAUUAUUGGUUGAAUGCUUUUCUUACACAGAUUUCUUACAUAUCUAUAAUGUUUGAGCCAUUCUGCAUUUUAUUAUAACUUCAAAAAAUUAUUUAUUUCUAUUAUUCAUGAUAAAAUGCAGAAUGGCUUAAACAAAUUAAUCUUAUGGAAAUUAGGGAAAUCAGAUAAUUGUGUUAAAAUUGGUUUUGAUCCUAAAAUUGGUUUAGUUGGAUUUAUUUCUAUGCUAAUUAGAGAAUAGAGACUGUACUGUGUCUAGUAAUUACAGAUUAGUUGGAUUCAUUUUGUAUCUUUGAUUAGUUAGUGAUAUGAAUAUAUAUAUAUACAUCUUUUUGGUUCAGUUA